AUGUCGGUCUUUGAUCUCAUUGACCAUUGCUCCUCGUUGUUUGAGGACCUGAAGGAGCAUGCUUACACCACGCUGGGGCUCAAGAGCUACGUCAGAGCGUACUUGAUCUUCAACUACUUCAUCAACUCCUUCAUCAUGGUGCAUUUCGAAGGGUUCGACCGCUUUCUCAAGCUGAACCAACAGGACUUCAUAAUAUACUUGAACCUUUACAAUUUUUUUAGAAGGGAGGAUAUUAUCGGCCGCAACGUCUUUGAUAUUGACUUGGACACUUUACAGCUUCACAUGGACGAAUACUUGACAUCUCACAACCUCCUAUCUUUUGACAUUCAAGAGCUUUUCGGCUGGUUGAACGAGUACAUUGAAUUCUUGAAGCAUAAAGAUGACGACUCAGAGGAGGAAGAGGAGGACGAUCUUGGCCAGGGCUUCACUCAACCUGCGGUUUCGAAGCCUUAUUAUCAAACGGAACCCACAAACCUGCUCAACUUAUCAGAGAUCAUCAAGCAGGGCGAUCCUGCUGAGACAGAAACGGAUCCAGAUAUGUUUGACUUUGCAAAUCGGUUCCCUGAGGUGGCCGAAACUCCAUACCCUGUGCGCCAAUCCAGGCUGUCUUUGACCGAGCCUACCCUCGACAAGCAUUACACCCUGCCACAGAACAAUUCAUCCAGACAUGGUACCGGUCAUCGUCAGGAUACGAUUCCACCUGUACCGCACAUCCCUCCAGUACCGCAGGUUGCACCGACUCCACACCCGCAUCAUCCACAAGCCAUGAGAUCGCAGGAAAAAUUGUCAUCUGCGCCUUCAGUACAGUCGUUACCAGUUAAUGGCGAAGCCAUGGCAUAUGGGAACAAUGGCAAUUCAUUCUACCAUCAAACAAGAUCGCAUAUCCAGCUCCCGAACCAUCAACAACCCUCAUACCCCCAAAACUUCCAGUACCAAAACUCAUACCCUAACAACCAUAUGCAUAUGCUGCCUCAGGUUCCACACGCACAUCAAUUUGUGAGUCCUCCAGUCCCUCACUCAAAUGGCACUUACUCUGCUCCUUACACUGGCCCAAUGAUGAACCCUCAGAAGGCGCAUACUACUAGCAAUCUACAAGCCAUGGAUGUGCAGAGAGCCAGAUACCAAGAAAGGCUACAGAAAACUGAAUGGCUACGAUCGCAUUCAAUCUGUGGCCUCAAGAAUUUGGGUUCCUCCUGCUACAUCAAUCUGACGAUCCAAGUCAUGUUUGGCGUUAGCCGCUUUGUCUCACUUUUCUCAAAGAGGUCCAAUAACAAUUCCUUAGCGAAGGCAAUGAGUCUAACGAAAAAUAAGACAAUCUUGACUGAGGCAAUUGUGGGUCUUUUAAGUACAUUCCAAGCAAGCGGUGGCAGCGUUAUUGCGCCCACGAAAUUCAUGAGAGUUGUGUCCCUGCUCAAGCCAAGUUUCAACAUUCCUUUCGAACAGCAAGAUGCUCAAGAAUUUCUCCUUUUCAUUAUAGACAAAGUUCAUGAGGAGUUGGCGAGACAACCCAAUGAGGAUAUGUUGGAGACAGACUACGUGCGUAAAUGGGGCGUUGAUGUGACUCCCAUGGAGAAAGAAGAAUAUCACAAGUGGUAUCGUGCACUUAUGAAGGCUGAGGGUGUUUCGCCGGUCAACGACCUAUGUCAGGGACAUGUACGAAGCCAGUUGGUCUGCAAUAAGUGCGGCUGCACCUCAAACAGUUAUUCGUCAUUUUCGAUGCUUUCGCUUCCGAUUCCAACGACCCAUCUGCCUGUGGUUGACUUGAUUGAUUGUCUACGUUACUACACCCAGGAUGAAACGCUCAGUGGUGAAAAUGCGUGGAAGUGUCCGAGAUGUAAUAAGUCGGAGGGUGACGGCAAUCCAAUGGAUGUCGUAUUCCAACAGAAGAGGUCGCUCAAACCGUGGAAGAAUAAAAGCUCCAAGAAGCCAAAGGAAAAUGGUUCGCCAAUGGGCCCCAUCAGUAUCAAGAAGUUGAGCAUUAUCAAGUUGCCCCCUGUGUUAUUCAUCCAUUUGUCAAGAUUCUCCAUGUUCAGCAUGACAGAUAAACUUAAUGCUACAAUCACAUAUCCGUUGCGACUCAAAUUCAAUCACCAAACUGAAGAUGUGCAUUACAGCUUGGUUGGUCUCAUCAAUCAUUUUGGUAACCUCAAGAGCGGCCACUACACAUCACUUGUCAACAAGUCCAGAGACAAGACUGACAGGUUAUUGCACCCAGAGUGGUGUUACUUUGACGACGAAAAUUUCAGACUCCAUGUCCCUCAUGGUGAUGCUUCAUUCUCGUGA
Messenger RNA from Candidozyma duobushaemuli, 2283 nucleotides. Its product is annotated as ubiquitin-specific protease. Bases 1 to 2283 code for a protein of 760 amino acids. Gene Ontology annotation, molecular function: cysteine-type deubiquitinase activity. The record is from RefSeq and is a predicted model, not a curated record. Gene Ontology annotation, biological process: protein deubiquitination. Lineage: Eukaryota; Fungi; Ascomycota; Pichiomycetes; Serinales; Metschnikowiaceae. The transcript has 2 exons.